CAAGUGUUAUUUGAAAGCUUCCUCAGGAUCUGUGGGAAAUCCCCUUCUAUAUUUGCAGCUACUUGAGACUCUGGCCCCACGCUACCCCAAGCCACUGGGCCUGCAGAACCAGUGGCCCUCCUCUGCCUGCUCAGAAUUCCGCAGUUCCAGACAAGCUGGGCCUCAGGUUCACUGUGAGCCCACCUGCCCUUUGGAAGCUCCACAGCUCUCCAAUCACAGCCGGGAUGUGGAUGCAGAUGUAGACGCCUCAAACCCACCACUCCACUCACUGCACCUCGAAGCCUGGAGGCACCCAAACAGUCUGGGCUCUGGGCAGAGUGCGCUGUGUACUCACCACAGGCUGCAGGGCCUCCGGAACCCACGAUGCUCCACUGCCCACCAAAACAUCCACAGUCCUCCAGACACACAGGGAGGCCGAUGCAGGCGCCCCAGAGCCGCCCAGCCCGUCCUCUGCACACCGAUGGCUAGGUGCGGGAGGCCCAAACAGGCUGGGCUCCGGGGAUAGUGUGGGCCUGCCCACCUGUUGGAAGCUCAGCAGUUCUCCAAGUGCAGCCGGGAUGGGGAGGUGGAUGUAGAGGCCUCAAACCCACUUCUCCACUUUACUGCACCCAGAAGCCUGGAGGGUCUGGAACAGUCUGGGAUUUGGGCAGAGUGCGCUGAGCACUCACCACAGGCUGAGGUGCCUCAGGAACCUGCGAUCCCUCCCUGCUUGCUGAGAUAUCCACAGUCCUCCAGACACAGGGGGAGGCUGAUGCAGGCACCCCAGAUCCGCCCAGCCCCUCCUCUGCACACCCUCCUUUUAACAUUUAUCAGAAAAUAACAGUAUUGUAGUCAUUUCAGAGAUUAAUGGAUCUCCCCUUCCAAUUAAUAAGUGAAUUGUCGAGACUGUAUUCCAAUUUUGCUAUUGAGGUGUCUGUCUUGUGAAUGUUCACAAGCCAAGGAGAGUGCUGACCAAGGGAAGAUGAAGGUACAUAGUCGAUGAGACACAACAAGAAAGUGAAGCCAAAAUUCAUGAAACAAGACAUGUUACUCACAGGACCCAGAGAGUUCAGGAGUGAUGAUGGGAAGCGGACAAAAAGUUUGGAAGCAGCAUCUACUAACUCAUAGUAGAUGGGGAGCAAGAGAAAGGGCAAUGUGGAAUUUUUCUGGCGGGACUUGGCCAAGCUACACGCUGCUGUGCUUAGGAGAGUGCUGCGGGAAACAGUGGCUCAGUCAAAGAGAGCUUGUGAAGUGGGAAACUUACAUAACUCCAGUGCUAAUUAGUAAGUCUGAUCAUGGCAGUUGUGGGUGUGUAGGCUGGAGGGCAGUGGGGUGAGGAGCAAAGGGAUCAUACUCCGAACAACUCCAUGUGAAGGGAAGGCUUAAUGAGGCCAAACAGGACAGGAUAAGUGAGUUUCGAGUAAGUUAUGGCAGGCCUAAAAUUAACAUUGUGGUAGCCACAAAUUUAUGAACAAGGACAUCAAAAGACCAUGAAAGUUCAUCGUGAACAUGAUGAGGCUCUCUGGCAAGAUUAUAGCAAGCUUUCAAGCAAGUCCAAGUUGACUUAAGAGAACAAGCUUAAGUGAUAGCUUUGGGUUUCUUGUGGUUAAGGAGUGGGACGAGGAUAAAGUUCCACGAGCUCUUGCUUGCAUCAUUUGAACUUACACCAACACCGAAAGAAAAAAACUUACAGAUCUUCUUCUAAGAUGUGAGAUUUAAAAGCUCCUGGGAAGCAAACAUCAAAAACACAAUCAGUUACUUUAUCAUCAUGAUAUCCUGACAUCUGAAGACUUAAAAUUUGCCAACAAUCAUUUGAUGGAAUUUACAGUAAGUCAGUCACUAUGGAACUCCAUGUGACCUGAGUCCCCAGUCUGGUAGAGAUGAAACUGUAGUGAAAAUCUUGUUUCAAAGCCCAGUUUUAUAUUGUGAGAGGUUGAAUAAAUACUUUGUUCACUUAUAAAAAUGUCUGUAACUGAAGGGAGGCCUUGUAUCAUGCCUUUGGAUUAUAUAUGAGCAUUCACAUGUGUUAUUGAUUUAUAAUUGUGAAUACCUAUGAGACAGGAAAUUUCCCAAAUUUCCCAAAAUUCUUUGUCCUGAAGGGACCAACAUUGGAUUAAGUUUUGAGGCUACCAUUGGUCAGACCAACUGAGUGUAUCAUUGGGAAUUGUACAGACUCCAUUAAAAUAUUCACAUGGAGCUAACUGUUGCCCCAAGCGUCUGCUAUCUAAGAUGUCUGCCUCAAGAUGAGCCAAUUGUUCUAAUCCUCAAGUUGUAUCCUUUCCAGAGAUGUCCAGGUUGAGGGAAUGAGAAUCAGCAACUCUUCAGUGACUUUCAAGUGUGUGAUAGAGGCAUUAUCAUCUGUAGAACGUGUAAAGUCCCUUUGCUCUUCCUUUAGUUCAUCCAGGUGACAAAUGCAGUAGCCAAAGUGUCCAGGAUAAAGGUGCCCUUCUCCAGUACAAUGAUAUCUGGUAAGAUACCAAGGGCAAGGGAGGGCACCCAUCUCAUUCAUGUGCCAUAUGUUAACCAAGGUUUAACUCUCACUUUUAGGUCUUCCUCUAGUAAUCCAUAGAGAACAUACAAAGCUUGCUAAGGUGUAAUAGACAGCUGGGUAUGGAAGUUCACAGGCUUACAGUUUGUAAUAAUCUCUUUCUCCAAAGAGGUUAGUAUGUGUCCAAUAGUUUUCACCCUAAUGGCAGAUAGUGUUAAGCCUAGCAGAACAGUGUCUUGCAUCAGAAGCCAUUAUUAAAGUAAGUCACACAGCUUUCUAUGUUGCCUGCCACUGAAGGCUGGUAAGGGUUGGGGACCACUUGUGGUCAUCAUGCCAAUCCAGAAGCAUGAGAGGAGGUGAAUAAGGCUCUGGUUCUGAAAGAAUGUCUGGUGGACACUGAUAAGAGUGCCUUUAUACUGCAUCUUACAGAUUCUAGAAUUUUUUGGAGGGGGACUCCUUCGAAAGUGUUCAUUUCAAAGUGACAGCAUAAAUUGGCUUAACCAAAACAUAUGAAGAAUAAUAAGUUGCCACUAACCUUUCUCCAACAGUAUCAAGGAUUUGGACUUAUUUUCACAUUGAGGUGUUAGGUGAAUCUGACUUUUUUCUGAUAAUAUCAGGGAUGCAGUGGGAAUACAGACUGGUACAACCACUAUGCAAAUCAAUGUGGAGAUUCCUUAAAACUAGGACUGCCGAUUCCAUGUGAACCAGCUCUUUCCCUUCAUCCCAAAAGAAUUAAAAACAUCACAACACAGAAAUAUAUGUGCACCUAUGUUUAUAGCCGCACAGCUUAUAAUGGAAACAACCUAAAUGCCCAUCGACUGAGGCAUGGACAAAAAAGAUAUGGUAUUUUUUAUACAGUUGAGUACUACUCAGCCAUAAAGAAUGAUAAACUGGAUACUUUUAUAGGUAAAAGAAUGCAACAUUAGAAUCUACUCAUUAGUGAAAUAUAAGACACACAUGUAAAUAUCAUACUGUUUCAUUAGUGUGACAAGUUGAAAGAAAAAACAUAUAUAUGUGUAUGUGUAUGUAUAUGUAUAUAAAAUAGUUAAUAUAGCUAUACAAUUGAUUUCUCUGAGUUCACUGAAGAGAAAGAUUUGUGCUGGUUUUGGUUGGACAAUUGAAUGCAGAUGUCUUGUGCUCUGGGUCAAUGAUUUAGGAUGACAAUGGGCUAAGUAUGUAUCAUCAUUGUCCCCUGAUUGACAUGCUUUGAAAUUUUUGUUGUUUUUUUCUUCUUCAUCUAUCGAGUUCUGACCUAGAUCCCCAAUCUCCCAAACAAGUAUACAACGAAGGCUUAAACAAAUGAGACAAGUGGUAUGAUUUUAGUACUCUAGGAGGAUCAAAACCCUUUAGCUGAGUUCGAGACUCUGGGAGCUAAGACAAAGACUUCUCUGGAUUUCCCUUUUUAUUAGGUCUAAAGAAAGAGCGAGGGAACUGAAGAAAGUGUGCAAAAUGAGCAGGGCCUUGGGAGACCCUUCAAAGACUUCUCCAAGUAGUAAAUUAUGCUAGUUUAGGACGUCUUAGCUCCAUGAAGACAUUUAUAGUAGGAGUGAGAGUGCAGGUGUCAAAUGCCUGCAGCUGAGUCUCUUAUCUGCUUAAUCAUUGGCUGAGUCACUCUGAGGGGUGAGGAAACUCUGCUAUAAACUGGGUCAUUUUGGUAAGAUCUGGUGUUUGAGCCAGGUGUCCUCAGCAGUUGCCUUGUCUUCCCUUUUGAGGUAUCGCUGGCAUUAUAGGCUACUACGGGCCUUAGCCAGGACCAGUGAUUCGUAGAGGUUCACUUACUAGGAAUCAGCUCCCAUCACCAGGCAAGGGGCCAGGGCCGAGGACAGACUCACAGAUAAACAUAAAAAGCCCGUUACAUCAUUUUAAGUCCUGCUCAGAGCUGCUUCAUAGUGGUCUCCAACAUUUUUCUUCUUUUCUUUCUUUUUAUCCUUGAAUAAAAUGGAUUUGAAAAAAAAUCAAGGAUGCAAUAGCCUUCAGCCAACAGAAAAAUGCCCAAAUAUUACUAAGGCUGUGAGGCUUGUUCUUGCUGUGGGGAAGUGCCCGUACCCUAUCACAUGUGCCUCAGAAUUCUUCCUUAUAAUUCUUUGGGGAAAAAAUAGGAGUAAGCUUGAAGAAAAUUAAAGGUUUUAAAAAUUUAGGCAAUAAAUGACUUAUAAACCUUCUUUUCAAAAUUUCAAACUCAUUCUGAUAUAAAGUUAAACAAUUUUCAGUGGCUUGGUUGUGCUUUUCAAAAGUCAUAUUGAAAUUUAUUUGCUAAAAAUGAUAAAAGAAGCUGAUAUCUAAAAGAAAUCAUUGGAUCUUAAGAUCGUAAGUCAAGCUGUUAUUGUUUAUUUUUUCUUUUUUUUCCUCUAAAUUUUUUACCCACAUUUUUCCUUUUUUACUAACCCUUUUUUACUUUAUCUCCAAACAUUUUUUUAUCCCCCAUCCUCAAUUUUAUAUCUGCUCUUUUCUUUCCCCUUUUCAAUAUUGUAUUUCUCCCUCUUCUGCCUCUCUCAUUGGUUAAUAAUCACUGGCGGUUAAUAAUCACUGGCUGAGUCACUCUGAGAGGUGAGGAAACUCUGAUAUAAACUGGGUCAGGUUGGUUAGAAGACACAGCUCUACAGCUGAGCCAGCCAGAAGGAAAGAUGGAACAAGAUAAAGUUUCCACGGAAAAACCAAGCAAAGUUAUCACAUGCCGGGCAGCCAUUGCCUGGACAGCAAAUGCCCCACUGUCCAUUGAGGAAGUUGAAGUUGAUCCACCAAAGCCUGGAGAAGUUCGAAUUAAGAUUGUGUCCUCUGGGCUCUGUGGUACUGAUAAACACAUCUUGGAAGGGAAAGACAAAGUGCCAUUCCCUGCAAUUUUGGGCCACGAGGGAGCUGGCAUUGUAGAGAGUAUUGGAGAAGGCGUAACCACUGUCCAGCCAGGAGAUAAAGUCUUACUAUUUCCUCUUCCUGAAUGUGGAGAAUGUAGAUACUGCUUGCACCCCAAGGGGAACAUGUGUGUUAAGGAGAAUGUCCUCUCACCAACUGGAUUAAUGCUGGAUGGAACCAGCAGGUUUACGUGCAGGGGAAGGAAGAUUUACCAUCUUUAUGGCACAAGCACAUUCAGCGAAUACACUGUAGUCCAUGAAAUCGCAGUGGGGAAAAUCGAUGCUGCUGCCCCUUUGGAUAAGGUCUGCAUCAUGAGCUGUGCAGUGCCUACAGGCUUUGGAGCCGUGUUUAACACUGCCAGGGUCACCCCAGGUUCCACCUGUGUGAUUUUUGGACUCGGAGGAAUCGGCUCAGCAGUUGUCAUGGGCUGCAAAGCCUCUGGUGCCUCCAGGAUCAUUGGGGUUGACAUCGUUGAAGACAAGUUUCCCCGGGCGAGAGCACUCGGAGUCACUGACUGUCUCAACCCACGGAACCUCAAGGGACCUGUCCAGGAGGUGGUGGUGGAAAUGACAGGUGGCGGCGCUGACUUUGCCUUUGAAGCUGUUGGACUCACUGAUACCAUGGUUGCAGCUUUUGAAUCAUGCCACGUGAGCUACGGGGUGUGUGUGAUUAUUGGAGUAGCGCCCUCCGACUCAAAACUCUCCUUUGACCCCCUGAUGCUCCUACCGGGGAGGACUCUGAAGGGGGGCACCUUGGGAGAGUAUAAAACAAGAUCCCGUAUUCCUAAACUGGUAACAGAUUAUAUGCAAAGAAAAUUUAACACAGACUCACUUAUAACCCAUCAGUUUCCUUUUGAAAAAAUUAACAAGGCAUUUGAACUGUUCCGCAGUGAACACUGCAUCCGAUGUGUCCUCUUAUUUUGAGAGUCAGAUAAUGAAGAUUGAAAACUGACUAUCUCCAAGAGUGAUCUUUGUUCUUCUUUAUCAUCUGGGUAACUUAGUUACAAUACAUAAAGGCCAGGAUUAGAAAGAGAGGACUCCUAGAAUUUUGAGAAAUGAAGCUAUUAAAUAAAAUUAACUAUUUUGAACACA
Cavia porcellus (domestic guinea pig) is the source of this 6408-nucleotide messenger RNA. Its product is annotated as alcohol dehydrogenase 1-like. NCBI's taxonomy places the organism in Eukaryota, Metazoa, Chordata, Mammalia, Rodentia, Caviidae. Gene Ontology annotation, cellular component: cytosol. The transcript is spliced from 9 exons. The coding region runs from base 5092 to 6240 and encodes 382 amino acids. Gene Ontology annotation, molecular function: zinc ion binding; all-trans-retinol dehydrogenase (NAD+) activity. Gene Ontology annotation, biological process: retinol metabolic process; retinoic acid metabolic process. The record is from RefSeq and is a predicted model, not a curated record.